GGGGCGGGCUGCGCCGGGAGCGGCCCCCGAUGGGAUGUAGCGGGCGGCUGCUGGGACCCGUCGGGGGGCGCCGCGCCUCGCUGCUCCUCACCAUGAUCCUCUUCUUCACCUACUUCUUCUACUGCCUGCCCGGGCCCUGCGAACCGCUGCCCCCCGCCCUGCUGCUGCCGCCGCCCGCCGCUCUCCCCGACGGAGCGGCCCCGGGGGCGGCGGGGCCCGGGGGUCCGGGGGCGGCGGGCGGCGGCAGCCGGCGGUUCCCGCAGGCCAUCAUCGUGGGCGUGAAGAAGGGCGGGACGCGGGCGCUGCUGGAGUUCCUGCGGGUGCACCCCGGGGUGCGCGCCGUGGGCGCCGAGCCGCACUUCUUCGACAGGUGCUACGAGAAGGGGCUGCGCUGGUACAGGAGCCUGAUGCCGCGGACGCUGGAGGGGCAGAUCACGAUGGAGAAGACCCCCAGCUACUUCGUCACCAAGGAGGCUCCGCGGCGCAUCUACAACAUGUCGCGGGACACCAAGCUGAUCGUGGUGGUGCGCAACCCCGUCACCCGCGCCAUCUCGGACUACACGCAGACGCUCUCCAAAAACCCCACCAUCCCCAGCUUCCAGGCCCUGGCCUUCAAAAACGUCAGCACGGGGCUGAUCGACACGAGCUGGAGCGCGGUGAGGAUCGGGAUCUACGCCAAGCACCUGGACAACUGGCUGCGGUACUUCCCCCUCUCCAAAUUCCUCUUCGUCAGCGGGGAGCGGCUCGUCAGCGACCCGGCGGGAGAGAUGGGCCGCGUCCAGGACUUUCUGGGUCUCAAGAGGGUGGUGACGGACAAGCAUUUCUAUUUCAACGAGACCAAGGGCUUUCCCUGCCUGAAGAAGCCGGAGGGCAGCAGCAAGCCCCGCUGCCUGGGGAAGUCCAAGGGGCGGCCGCACCCCAAAAUCGACGGGCAGGUGGUGCAGCGCCUGCAGGAGUUUUACAGACCUUUCAACAUGAAGUUUUACCAGAUGACAGGGCAGGACUUCGGGUGGGACUGAGCCGUGCGCGGGGCCACCAGCAGCCUCCUCCCUUCGUUCUAAUUUAUAUCGGACCUUUUCCGGCCAGAAACGGACCCUUCCGGAGUAGAGAGAAAUAUUUAAGAAAUAAAAACGCAGAUGACCCCUCUC
Molecule: messenger RNA, 1148 nt
Organism: Cygnus olor (mute swan)
Lineage: Eukaryota; Metazoa; Chordata; Aves; Anseriformes; Anatidae
Gene: HS3ST6
Product: heparan sulfate-glucosamine 3-sulfotransferase 6
Exons: 2
Coding region: 30-1019 (329 amino acids)
Molecular function (GO): [heparan sulfate]-glucosamine 3-sulfotransferase activity
Source: RefSeq, a predicted model, not a curated record